CCUUCUUCCUUGUUCGUAGUGCAGGGCCACUCACUGGGCUCUGUCAGUUUUCAAGCUGAGCAGAAGUGUGGAUAUUACAUAGCCUCCACAGCAGCGUGAUUUUGCUCUGGCUCGGCUGAAGUUUUCCCACAGAUAAGAGAGAAAGGGGUGGGGAAGGAAGAUUGCCCUGAGGACACCUCUCUCUAGCAGGACAUGGAGAACAGGCCAACAGAAACCAAUUCAGAGGUGGACAAGUCGGCAUCUCCCUCAGUGGCUCAGCUAGCAGGGAAAUUCAAAGAGCAAGCAGCCAGUAUCACUGGAAAAGAGGUGCCACCACAUAAGCCAACUCGGAGGAAACCACCAUGCUCUCUUCCACUGUAUUCCAACAAAACUGAGACAAGCCAGAACAAUGGGCAAAAGCCAUCUCCAAAUGCUUGUCCCAUUCCCAAAGUCAAGGUGAAAAGCUCUCCCAUGAUUGAAAAGCUACAGGCCAAUCUGGCUUUUUCGCCAGCAGCUCUGCUGCCGGGAGCAUCUCCCAAAAGCCCUGGUCUGAAAGUCAUGGUUUCUCCGUUCAGCACCCCUCCCUCAACGCCCAGCAGCCCAGGGAUCCAGCCGCAGUCCAGCGAAGCAAGUGAGACACCGGUCAGCUUUGAUAAACCUCCAGAAGGCACUCAGCUACAAUUCUAUAACAAGGUGCGGACGAGGGGAUCAAUAAAGCGUAGGCCUCCCUCCAGGAAGUUCCGAAGAUCUCUGUCCGACUAUGGAGAUGGGGAAGAUUUAGGGAAUAUCAUUCCCUCUCCAGAAAAUGGUACCAAAGAAGAUGGGGAUGAGGUAUUUGAGCAUAAAGGCAAGACAGAGGAAGCAGAAACAGGGAACAAAGAAAUAAAGAAACAGACAGUGUCUGAUGAGAAGCCCCCAUCGAGGAGAGGAUCCAGCAUAUCAGACAGUGAAGACAAAGAGGAAAAGCAAGUGGAAGAAGUGACUCCUUGCAAGAGUAACACAGGAGAUACAGAAAAGGAGGAGGAGGUGUGUUGUGGUGCUCCAGGAGGGAACAACUCACCCCAGUCACCCUCUGAAGACAAGGAAGAUAAGGUGUGUGAGGCUCUUCAGGAAAAAGAGGAGGAAGGUGGUGCCUGUGAACAGGAAAAGGGAGACAAAGAGAAGGAGGAAACUGAAGAAAAGGAGACCAGUGAGAACACAGUCACACGAAGAACGUCAGACACUGAGGAAACACCACUGGCACCUCAACCACUGCAAGAGGCAGUGGGUUUAGAGACUGCCAGUGAGCCUUUAACAUCAGCCAUGCAGGAGCAGGGCACUGAGUAGCUGUAAUGCACAUUAGACGUACCCAUCCAGGACACAGGAGAUGAUGUGUGAAUAGGAACCAUCUAACUUAAUCAAGGUGGAAGCUACUGGAAAACCUUCAGUGGCAGGAGAGGAGCAGAGUACAGAUAUCCCCCGAGGUCCAGACUGAUCCCAGAGCUGAGUGGCUGCUCACCAGCUCUCUGCUUUGCACCAUCAUAUGUUGUGACAGUCAGAACAAGAGACUGCCUUACAAUCACUUGGGAGUACAAAACUGAGGUGCUGGCUGACAUCCCAAGGUGGUAACUGGAGACUGAGAGACCUGCUUGCUAUGUGCUGUCCUGGACCUGGCAGCCACCGCCACUCCUGGGCCCUCUGUUCCUUAUUCCUGCUGAGCUCCAGAAUGUCAUUUUAUUCUCCUCUGCAUUGGUCUUAGGUGAAGUUCAUCACUUACAUGCGUAUGUCUAUGGUGCCUUUUCAAUAGCUUUUUUUUUUUUUUUUGAAAUAUCUUGGGUUUUCAAAUGUCAGUAAAUAAUGUUUUAAUAGUGGGGAAAAAAGUGUGUAUUUUCUCCAUAUAUGUUAAUACAGACAAUGUGAAUCCUGAAUAUCGGAAAAUCUCCUAGGAAAUUGUUCAUAAAGCAUAAAAUGCCUUUGAAGUGGGGGCUGAGCUGGCUGAUCUGUGAAACAUCCAGUCAUUGUUGGUGGGCAGUUUUUGUGUACUUCAACUUUGGAGUGAUUUUAGUGCUGGUGGAAAGUAACAGUGAACAGAUACGAUGCACAGAAAAGAUGUGGUGUGUAGGUCAGCAGGGCAAGUUCUCUUACCCAAUGCUGUAGUCCAGUUCUGAUUUAGAAGGGCCACCUGUCCCUCAGUCCUUUUAACUUCCAGAUACUUUCCUCCUGGUAAAUAUUAAGCUGAGCAGAGUCGGAGGUUCAUGCUGUCCCUCUUCUAUGGGCAGGCACAAGGAUUUAACACAACACAGCCCACAUCCUUCCUGCACUGGGCUCUGAAGUAUAGCACUGUUACAAAACCCAGGGUUUGGAGGGAUGUCCCCUUUCUGUUCACCAACACUAAAAUCACAAAGGAAGAAAUGCUUCUAUGCCUUCCUUUCUUUUCCUCAAAUGAGAGCACUGAGGGGUUAUCUGUCAAGAGCCAACCGUGUUGGCCCUGGUACACAGAAUGGGCUUGUUGGCAAACAUGACCCCUGUGCGUCCUUUUGAGCCAUGUUGCAGAGUAUUGUGGCCUUUGGACCUUUUAUAACGUGUUUGUUAAAGCUUGUAUUCCAGGGCAGGCUGCAAUCAUUUGCUGUAUCCUGUUUCCUCUCUCAGCAGCGUCCUACCUGUGAGUGACUGUGCCUGACUGUAUAUAUCAAUUCAUGUGUGCCUGUUUAGAGAAUGAGCAUGUGUGUCCCAAGCAAGGGAGUGGAAAUCUGAGGGAGAAACAGAAGAAAUAAACGGUGGAAUAAAAACAAAACAGAACAAAA
Messenger RNA from Lagopus leucura (white-tailed ptarmigan), 2762 nucleotides. RefSeq names its product RCSD domain containing 1 (gene RCSD1). Gene Ontology annotation, molecular function: phosphatidylinositol phosphate binding; actin filament binding; retromer complex binding. Gene Ontology annotation, cellular component: early endosome; WASH complex. The transcript is spliced from 7 exons. Gene Ontology annotation, biological process: retrograde transport, endosome to Golgi; skeletal muscle contraction; protein localization to endosome. NCBI's taxonomy places the organism in Eukaryota, Metazoa, Chordata, Aves, Galliformes, Phasianidae. Bases 193 to 1305 code for a protein of 370 amino acids. The record is from RefSeq and is a predicted model, not a curated record.